Thalassophryne amazonica is the source of this 5924-nucleotide messenger RNA. RefSeq names its product myosin heavy chain, fast skeletal muscle-like. Gene Ontology annotation, cellular component: myosin complex. Bases 1 to 5811 code for a protein of 1936 amino acids. Lineage: Eukaryota; Metazoa; Chordata; Actinopteri; Batrachoidiformes; Batrachoididae. Gene Ontology annotation, molecular function: actin filament binding; ATP binding; cytoskeletal motor activity. The transcript is spliced from 39 exons. The record is from RefSeq and is a predicted model, not a curated record.
AUGAGUAUAGACCCCGAAAUGGAGUGUUUUGGCCCGGCGGCCGUUUACCUCCGGAAGCCAGAAAGAGAAAGACUUGAAGCUCAGAACAUUCCCUUUGAUGCUAAAACAUCUUACUUUGUGUCUGAACCCACUGAGAUGUACCUCAAGGGAAAGCUUGUGAAGAGAGAAGGUGGCAAAGCUACAGUCGAAACUCUUACUGGAAAGUCCCUCACUGUAAAAGAGGAUGACAUAUUCCCUAUGAAUCCUCCAAAGUUCGAUAAGAUCGAGGACAUGGCCAUGAUGACCCACCUCAGUGAGCCCGCUGUGCUGUAUAACCUCAAAGAGCGUUACGCAGCCUGGAUGAUCUACACCUACUCUGGGUUGUUCUGCGUCACUGUGAACCCCUACAAGUGGCUCCCUGUGUACGACUCUGUGGUUGUAGCAGGAUACAGAGGCAAAAAGAGGGUCGAGGCUCCACCACACAUCUUCUCCAUCUCUGAUAACGCCUAUCAGUUCAUGCUUCAAGACAGAGAAAACCAGUCAAUCCUGAUUACUGGAGAAUCUGGUGCAGGAAAGACAGUCAACACCAAACGUGUCAUCCAGUACUUUGCGACAAUCGCAGUUGCUGGAGGAAAGAAAACUGAGCCAACUCCUGGCAAGAUGCAGGGGUCGCUGGAAGAUCAAAUCAUUGCAGCCAACCCACUGCUGGAGGCAUAUGGUAAUGCCAAGACUGUGAGGAAUGACAACUCUUCACGUUUUGGCAAAUUCAUCAGAAUUCACUUUGGUUCAACUGGAAAGUUGGCUUCAGCUGAUAUUGAAACAUAUCUGCUGGAGAAGUCUCGGGUGACGUUCCAGCUGUCUGCUGAGAGGAGCUACCACAUCUUCUAUCAGCUCACAACAGGCCACAAACCUGAGCUGAUCGAGGCUCUUCUGAUCACCACAAACCCUUACGAUUAUCCAAUGGUCAGUCAGGGUGAAAUUACUGUAAAGAGUAUCAAUGACGUUGAAGAAUUCAUCGCCACUGAUACUGCUAUUGACAUCCUGGGCUUCACCUUGGAUGAAAAAGCCAGUAUGUACAAGCUGACUGGAGCUGUGAUGCAUCACGGAAACAUGAAGUUCAAGCAGAAGCAGCGUGAAGAGCAGGCUGAGCCUGACGGCACUGAGGUGGCAGACAAAAUUGCCUACCUCAUGGGUCUAAACUCUGCAGACUUGCUCAAAUGUGUGUGCUAUCCCAGAGUGAAAGUCGGAAAUGAGUUUGUAACUAAAGGUCAAACUGUGCCUCAGGUUCAUAAUUCAGUCAUGGCUCUCUCCAAAUCUGUCUAUGAGAAAAUGUUCUUGUGGAUGGUUGUAAGAAUCAAUGAGAUGCUGGAUACAAAGCAGUCCAGAAGCUUUUUCAUUGGUGUCCUGGAUAUUGCUGGGUUUGAAAUUUUUGAUUUCAACAGCUUGGAGCAGCUGUGCAUCAACUUUACCAAUGAGAAGCUGCAACAGUUUUUCAACCACCACAUGUUUGUCCUGGAGCAAGAAGAGUACAAGAAAGAGGGCAUUGAAUGGGAGUUCAUUGAUUUUGGUAUGGACUUGGCCGCCUGCAUUGAGCUAAUUGAAAAGCCAAUGGGCAUCUUCUCCAUCCUUGAAGAGGAAUGCAUGUUUCCCAAGGCAACUGAUAUGACAUUCAAAAACAAGAUGUAUGACCAACAUCUUGGUAAGAGCGCCCCAUUCCAGAAACCAAGACCUGUCAAGGGCAAAGCUGAGGCUCACUUCUCUCUGAUACACUAUGCCGGCACUGUUGAUUACAAUGUCAACGGCUGGCUGGAGAAGAACAAGGACCCACUGAAUGACUCUGUUGUUCAGCUGUACCAGAAGUCUUCAGUUAAACUGCUGGCUCACUUGUAUGUAGCACAUGCUGGCUCAGAAGGUGAGGGUGGUGGUAAAAAAGGUGGCAAGAAAAAGGGUGGGUCAUUUCAAACCGUAUCUGCUCUGUUCAGGGAAAACUUGGGCAAGCUGAUGACCAACUUAAGGAGCACUCACCCCCAUUUUGUACGGUGUUUGAUUCCAAAUGAAACAAAGACUCCAGGCCUUAUGGAGAACCAGCUGGUCAUCCAUCAGCUGAGGUGUAAUGGUGUAUUGGAAGGUAUCAGGAUCUGCCGAAAGGGGUUCCCAAGCAGAAUCCUCUACGGUGACUUCAAGCAGAGAUACAAAGUAUUGAAUGCCAGUGUCAUCCCUGAGGGACAAUUCAUUGACAACAAAAAGGCCUCAGAGAAACUCUUGGGUUCUAUUGACAUUGACCACACUCAGUACAAAUUUGGGCACACAAAGGUGUUCUUUAAAGCUGGCCUGUUGGGUCUUCUGGAGGAAAUGCGAGAUGAAAAACUUGCUAUCCUGGUGACAAUGACACAGGGCUUAUGCAGAGGUUUCCUCAUGAGGAGAGAAUUUGUCAAGAUGAUGGAAAGGAGAGAGGCAAUUUAUUCUAUUCAGUACAACAUUCGCGCAUUCAUGAAUGUCAAAACGUGGCCAUGGAUGAAGCUUUAUUUCAAGAUUAAGCCUCUUCUGAAGAGUGCAGAGACCGAAAAGGAGAUGGCUCAAAUGAAAGAAGACUUUGAAAAAACUAAAGAGGAGCUUGCAAAAGCGCUGGCAAAGAAAAAAGAACUGGAGGAGAAGAUGGUUACACUCCUACAGGAGAAGAAUGACCUCCAGUUACAAAUUCAAGCUGAAAGUGAGAACUUGUCUGAUGCAGAGGAAAGGUGCGAGGGACUCAUCAAGAGUAAGAUCCAGCUUGAGGCCAAACUCAAAGAGACUUCUGAGAGGCUGGAGGACGAGGAGGAGAUCAAUGGUGAGCUGACUGCCAAGAAGAGGAAGCUGGAGGACGAGUGCUCUGAGUUGAAGAAAGACAUCGAUGACUUAGAACUCACCCUCGCCAAAGUGGAAAAGGAAAAACAUGCCACUGAGAACAAGGUUAAAAACCUGAUUGAGGAAAUGACUUCUCAAGAUGAGACCAUUGCCAAGCUGACCAAGGAGAAGAAAGCCCUCCAAGAGGCCCAUCAGCAGACUCUUGAUGAUCUUCAAGCAGAGGAAGACAAAGUUAACACUCUGACCAAGUCCAAGACCAAGCUGGAACAGCAAGUGGAUGAUCUUGAAGGUUCUCUGGAGCAAGAGAAGAAACUUCGUAUGGACCUUGAGCGAGCUAAACGAAAGCUUGAAGGAGAUCUAAAACUGGCCCAUGAAACUAUCAUGGAUUUGGAAAAUGACAAACAGCAAUCAGAUGAAAAACUAAAGAAGAAGGACUUUGAAACAAGCCAGCUUCUGAGCAAGAUUGAAGAUGAGCAGUCACUUAGUGCUCAGUUUCAGAAAAAGAUCAAAGAACUUCAGGCUCGUAUUGAGGAGUUGGAGGAGGAGAUCGAGGCUGAGCGGGCUGCUCGGGCCAAAGUGGAGAAACAGAGGUCCGAUCUCUCCAGGGAACUUGAAGAAAUCAGUGAGCGUCUGGAGGAAGCCGGUGGAGCAACUGCUGUUCAAAUUGAAAUGAACAAGAAGCGCGAAGCUGAGUUCCAGAAGCUGCGUCGUGACCUAGAAGAGGCCACCCUGCAGCACGAGGCCACCGCCGCAGCUCUCCGAAAGAAGCAGGCUGACAGCGUGGCAGAGCUAGGAGAACAGAUCGAUAACCUCCAGCGUGUCAAACAGAAGCUGGAGAAGGAGAAAAGUGAAUACAAGAUGGAGAUCGAUGACCUCUCAAGCAAUAUGGAGGCCAUUGCCAAAGCAAAGACAAACCUAGAAAAGAUGUGUCGUACUUUGGAGGAUCAACUGAGUGAGAUGAAGACCAAAAGUGAAGAGCAUGUUCGCCAGCUGAAUGAUAUUAGUGUACAAAGAGCAAGACUGCAAACAGAAAAUGGUGAAAUCGCUCGCCAGCUGGAGGAGAAAGAAGCCCUGGUAUCUCAGCUGACCAGGAGCAAGCAGGCUUACACCCAGCAGAUUGAAGAGAUCAAGAGGCACAUUGAGGAGGAAGUUAAAGCCAAGAAUGCCCUGGCUCACGCUGUUCAGUCAUCUCGCCAUGACUGCGACCUGCUCAGAGAACAGUAUGAGGAGGAGCAGGAGGCCAAAGCUGAGCUGCAGCGUGCAAUGUCCAAGGCCAACAGUGAGGUGGCACAGUGGCGAACCAAAUAUGAGACUGAUGCCAUCCAGCGCACCGAGGAGCUGGAGGAGGCAAAGAAGAAGCUUGCUCAGCGUCUCCAGGACGCAGAGGAGUCCAUUGAAGCUGUGAAUGCUAAAUGUGCCUCUCUGGAAAAGACAAAACAGCGUCUGCAGGGUGAGGUGGAAGAUCUGAUGAUUGAUGUAGAGAGAGCUAAUGCUCUGGCUGCCAACCUUGACAAGAAGCAGAGGAACUUUGAUAAGGUUCUCGCAGAGUGGAAACAGAAAUAUGAGGAGAGCCAGGCAGAGCUGGAGGGAUCUCUAAAAGAAUCGCGUUCUCUCAGCACGGAGAUGUUUAAGAUGAAAAAUUCAUAUGAAGAAGCUCUGGACCACCUCGAGACCUUGAAAAGAGAGAAUAAGAAUCUGCAACAGGAAAUCUCUGAUUUAACUGAACAAAUUGGUGAGAGUGGAAAAACCAUUCAUGAGCUGGAAAAAGGCAAAAAGUCUGUCGAGACUGAGAAGUCAGAACUUCAAACUUCACUUGAAGAAGCAGAGGCUACACUGGAGCAUGAGGAAUCCAAGAUGCUUCGCAUCCAGCUUGAGCUCACCCAGGUCAAAAGUGAAAUUGAGAGAAAACUUGCAGAGAAGGAUGAGGAGAUGGAGCAGAUGAAGAGGAACAGUCAGAGAGUGAUUGAGUCCAUGCAGAGUACUUUGGACGCUGAGGUCAGGAGCAGGAACGAUGCCCUGAGAAUCAAGAAGAAGAUGGAAGGAGAUCUAAAUGAGAUGGAGAUCCAGCUGAGCCACGCCAACCGGCAGGCUGCUGAAGCCCAGAAACAGCUGAGAAAUGUCCAGGGACAGCUUAAGGACGCACAACUGCACCUUGAUGAUGCUAUCAGGGGACAGGAAGAAAUGAGGGAGCAAGUAGCAAUGGUGGAACGUAGGAACAAUCUGAUGCUAGCUGAGAUCGAGGAGUUGAGGGCGGCUCUGGAGCAGACGGACCGAAGCCGCAAAGUCGCAGAACAGGAGCUGGUUGAUGCCAGUGAACGAGUGACGCUGCUGCAUUCACAGAAUACAAGCCUUAUCAACACCAAGAAGAAGCUGGAAGCUGACCUUAUUCAGGUCCAAGGUGAAGUGGAAGAUUCUGUACAGGAAGCAAGGAAUGCUGAAGAAAAGGCCAAGAAGGCUAUCACUGAUGCUGCCAUGAUGGCUGAAGAGCUAAAGAAGGAGCAGGACACUAGUGCUCACUUAGAGAGGAUGAAGAAGAACCUGGAGGUCACCGUGAAGGACCUGCAGCACCGCCUGGAUGAAGCUGAGAAUCUGGCCAUGAAGGGCGGCAAGAAGCAGCUCCAGAAACUGGAGGCCAGGGUUCGUGAACUGGAGAGCGAAGUUGACACUGAACAGAGGCGUGGAGCUGAGGCUAUCAAGGGCGUACGUAAAUACGAGAGAAGAGUGAAGGAGCUGACCUAUCAGUCUGAGGAGGACAGAAAAAACCUGGCCAGACUUCAGGAUUUGGUUGACAAGCUGCAGCUGAAAAUGAAGUCUUAUAAGAGACAGGCUGAGGAGGCUGAGGAGCAGGCCAACACUCACCUGUCCAGAUACAGGAAGGUCCAGCAUGAGAUGGAGGAAGCUCAGGAGCGAGCCGACAUCGCUGAGUCCCAGGUCAACAAGCUGCGGGCGAAGAGUCGCGAAAUUGUCAAGACCAAAGAAGCAGAAUGAAGAAGUUGUCAAGCUUUUCAGUAACGAGUCAUAAAAUAUGAGCAUCUUGUUACAUGUUCACUUUGACACGUUAAACAUGCUAAAGUAAAUAAAAAAAAAGGCAGUCUGUGACA